Messenger RNA from Sceloporus undulatus (fence lizard), 654 nucleotides. RefSeq names its product 5-hydroxyisourate hydrolase-like. Gene Ontology annotation, biological process: purine nucleobase metabolic process. Lineage: Eukaryota; Metazoa; Chordata; Lepidosauria; Squamata; Phrynosomatidae. The coding region runs from base 1 to 654 and encodes 217 amino acids. Gene Ontology annotation, molecular function: hydroxyisourate hydrolase activity. The transcript has 2 exons. The record is from RefSeq and is a predicted model, not a curated record.
AUGGCCCUCUCUGAAUCCCAGGCUCCGGCUGGUGACAGAGAGCCCCACGCUUCCCUGACCGUCCACGCCCUGAAUGUCCUGACCAGCCUCCCUGCCACAGGCCUGGCCAUGCGCUUCCUGUGGCUGGAAGAUCCUAAUGCAUCGUGGAUGGAGCUGAUGAAGAGUGCAACCAACACAGACGGGCGUUUGGACAAGAGCAGCCUGGCACUCCAGCAGUUGAAAGCGGGCACCUACAAGCUGCACUUUGAAACAGGGCCAUACUGGCACCAACUGGGCUACUACUGCUUCUACCCUUACAUGGAAGUUUUGCUCCCCGACUGGGUAAAGUCUGAGGCUGGUGGGAAGGGAAGCAGGAGGAACUGUGGCACACCAGAGAGGACUGAAGGCCAGGUCCCUGCCCUCUUACAGAUGACCUUCCUGUUGUGGCUCAACAUAUAUAUGCAUAUACAUAUAUAUAUUUGGACAACAGCUUUUUUGUCUGUUCCAGGUCGUCUUCACCAUCACAGAGGCAGAACCAAAGGUCCACAUCCCGCUGCUGCUCAGACCCUAUUCCUAUACCACCUACAGGGGAAGCUAGUUCAAGAGAUGGGGCUGGCUCAGAGAAGGGCCACUCUCGGGGAAUUCAGACCACACUGGCUUGUUUCCAAGAACUGA